AUGACCCCACCUCCGUCUGCUUCUGCUUCUCCUCCGAGUCGACCUCCGAGGAAUCCUCCGACUUCUCGCCAGAGACUGGCAAGAAGGGCUUGCGAUUCGUGUAAGAUUCGUAAGAUCCGCUGCUCGGAAACGCCCCCCUGUACUGCUUGUGAGGCGUCCGGUAUAGACUGCACCUUCAUCCAGACCCAAGGGACGAGAGGUCCAAGAGGUCUUCGGCCGAGGACUCUGGACAAGAUUGAGCGAAGACGCCAAGGAGAUUCUUCGAAAAGAAGUACAUCUAGUCCGGAGCAAACAGUAGCCAAGAAAUCACCAUCGCCUAUUGACGAAACAGCCUGUUUACUUGAGAUUCUCGAGGUUUACUCAGAGCGGCUCUUCCCCAUCUGGCCCAUCGUCAAUGCAACCGACCUAGGGAAUCAGAUACGGCAGAGCCCCAAUGCAGGCGGUGCAGCUCGCUGUCUUGCUAAUGCAGUGGCCCUUGCUGCAAUCGCCCAGCUGAAGCUAGACACUGCAUGGCAGCCCAGGGUGGAGGAGGCAGAGACAAGUGGACUAAGCGAGUCGUUGGGUCUCUUGGACGCGCUGCGGGUUUCUUUCUUUCUGCAUAUUUACCACGAGAAUGCUUCGCCUGGGGGCACCAAGUCGCUUGUGUACUUGCGCGAAGCCAUCACGCAGGCUCAAAUACUAAGGCUCGAUCGAGAGUCUACUUAUGCUUCGCUUUCGGAACCCGACCAACAUGUCUCCCGGCGGAUUCUUUGGUUGUUGUUUGUUACAGAGAGAGGUGUCGCACUUCUUCACAAGCUCCCCAUAGUUCUCAAGCCAAACAUCCUAUUCCCCUGGUUUGGCGGCGUCGACGACCGCGCCGAGGUCCUCCCUGCUUUCCUUAAGCUGGUUCACUUGUUUUGGGUAUUUGACCAGAGCGGUAUCUUUGAGCUGCUCCAUAAUUUCGAUGCCGACUCAGACAUACCCAGCAUGGCUUCUGUCGCUCAAAGCUGUCUCGAGUUACUCCAGCAGAAGCUUCUCGACUCAGCCGACAACGACGAUUGGGGCCCGAUUAAUGAAGUGCAGCGUGCAGACAUGUUUGUUACUCGGCAAUGGAUGCGCGCUGUGCUCUGGCGGGCGGCUCUUCGCUUUGGCAUUGUGACUCCUGCUAUGAAUCCGAUAGACAUCGCCAAAGACUUUCUGGGUCUGGUCUCUGAACUUCCGAAGACUGCGCUCGAGUCGCAUGGGCCGACACUGGAGUUCAAGACGUUUGAGAUCGCGACGGCAGUAAUCGAUGCAAUGGCAAGCGAGCAGACAAUACCAGAUGACCAGUCAGGCCGGAUCCUUCAUCAAUUGCGGGAUAUUCUAUCAUCAUGUCGAGGCGGCAACCGGACCCUACUGUCCCUUCUCACGAUAAGAAUGGACGCCAUCUUCAACUCAUGUCGUGUGGUCGAGACGUCUGAUGGCGACGCAGUUGCCUUUGAGCCUCAAGCUUCUUACCACGACACGGCCGAUCUUCUCACGGCGCAACCGAAUCUCACCAUGCCGACGUACCAGUUCAUGGAGGGACAACCUUCUCAGAUUUGCUGGCCCCCUCUAGACCUCGGCUAUCUAGUCCGAUCGCCCUCGCCGCUUACUCGCAUGUUACUAGAAUCGAUGCCCCGCGACGUUGAGCAGGGUCAGCAAACGGUGCGACAGAUCAUAGAGACGUCUACGUGA
Molecule: messenger RNA, 1695 nt
Organism: Fusarium sp. VM40
Lineage: Eukaryota; Fungi; Ascomycota; Sordariomycetes; Hypocreales; Nectriaceae
Source: the annotation of a GenBank genome assembly